GGGCUGGAUGCUGAGCGCGGGGACGCUAACCGCCGCCAUGUUGUUGUGGGGAAGGCGCUGAGUUUUUGUCGGAACAAAAAACGGAGAGAAAGCCCCGGAAGGCCGCCUACAUUAACCCGAGCCCGUUCCCGUGGAAUGAAUAUACCUCCAUGUGUGCUCCUGGGUAUGAAUGAAGUGGCCUGGCAGCAGGACUCGGCGCGGAUGAUGCAUGGAGGCGGAGGAAGCAGCGGAGGGGGUGCUCCUCCGGGCGGCAGUGGGAUGGUGCUGAGUGCCGCUGUUGCUGGCGCCACUCUGGGGCCUGGUGCUGCCCCCACUGUGGUGUCCAGCAACCCCGGAGUCCAGCCCCCUCUCAGCGGCCGAUCCCAAGACGACGCCACUGUGGGUUAUUUCUUCCAGAGGCAGCCGGGGGAGCAACUGGGCACCUACUCAAGCAAACACCGUUGGCCCACGGGGGAUGGGGUCCAUGUUGAACAUCAGGUUCGAUCUGUGAAUGAGAUGAAUCAUGACUUUCAAGCUCUUGCACUGGAGGGCCGGGGAAUGGGAGAACUUCUACCUGCUAAGAAAUUCUGGGAGUCUGAUGAUCCAGCAAAGGAAGGCCAAAAAGGGAUAUUCCUUGGAGAUGAAUGGAGAGACACUGCAUGGGGAGGAACUCACCACACUGUGUCACAGCCUAUCAUGGUACAGAGAAGACCUGGUCAAGGUUUUCAUGGAAGCAAUGAAGUCAGCUCUGUUCUUUCUCCCCGUUCAGAAAGUGGUGGGCUCGGAGUAAGCAUGGUGGAGUAUGUGUUGAGAUCUUCACCUGGAGAUAAACUGGACUCUCGUUUUAGAAAAGGGCCAUUUGGUGCGGGAGACACUGAGACUGAUGAGAAUGAGAAGGCUGAUCAGAAAGGGAAAUCAUCACCAUUCGAGGAAGAUAAAAAUAGAGAUCUGAAACAAGGAGAUGAUGAUAUUUCCAAAGCUAAUGGGCUAGUUUUGCAGAAUGGAAUAGAUGCAGACUGCAAGGACUUCAAGCUGCACAGCCGAACUCCUGGAAGCCGUCAAGCCUCUCCCACUGAAGUGGCUGAACGCCUGGGUCCUAACCAGAACACUUCAGAAGGUUUAGGCCAAUUGGCCAAUGCCACAGCAAGUAAACCACCUGGAGAAGAGUUUCAUAAUUCUGACUCUCAGACUUUAGACACCAUUGAGGCUGCAGUUAGCCUAAAUCACUUACAGUUUGACUAUUCGGGCAAUCAAGUAUCCAUGGACUCAUCAGCUGCUGUAGGUCUUUUUGACUACAGCUCCCAGCAUCAGCUCUUCCAACGGCAAAAUGCAAUGACGGUACAACAGCUAACUGCAGCCCAACAGCAACAGUACGCAUUGGCGGCAGCCCAGCAGCCGCAUAUAGCAGGUGUGUUUUCCGCAGGCCUUGCUCCAGCUGCCUUUAUGCCAAACCCAUACAUUAUCAGUACAGCUCCACCGGGCACAGAUCCUUACACUGCAGCAGGACUGGCUGCAGCAGCUACUUUAGCAGGCCCUACAGUUGUCCCCCCUCAGUAUUAUGGAGUUCCAUGGAGCGUGUAUCCAGCCAAUCUGUUCCAACAGCAAACAGCUGCACCAUCUGCAAAUAAUACUGCCAACCAGCAAGCUGCAACACAGGCACAACAAGGGCAACAACAAGUAUUGCGUGGCGGAAGUCAGCGUCCAUUGACACCAAGUCAGAGUCAACAAAGCCAACAAGCUGAUUCAUUGGCAGCAGCUGCUGCUGGCAAUCCAGCUUUAGCUUUCAGUCAAGGUCUUGCUACAGGAAUGCCAGGUUAUCAAGUCUUAGCCCCAGCUGCCUACUAUGAUCAAACUGGUGCCUUAGUGGUGGGCCCUGGAGCAAGGACUGGAUUAGGGACACCAGUUAGGCUGGUGGCUUCAACACCUGUUAUCAUCAGCUCUGCAGCGGCACAAGCUGCUGCAGCAGCUUCAGCUAGUGGGACAGCAAGCAAUAUAGCAGCAGCAGCAGCAGCAAAUGGCCUCUUCCGUCCAAUUGGAACACAGCAACAACAGCAGCAACAACAGAACAACAACUUGCAAUCAAACUCAUUUUAUGGCAAUAGCUCCUUGUCAAAUAGUUCUCAGAGCAGUUCUUUGUUCUCUCAUGGGCCAGGUCAGCCAGGCAACACAUCACUUGGCUUUGGAAGCAGUAACUCUCUGGGUGCUGCUAUUGGCUCAGCGCUUGGGGGAUUUGGAUCAGCAGUUAGUGGUUCUGGAAGCAGCAGUGUAUCUAGAAGAGAUUCAUUGUCUACCAGCUCUGAUUUGUACAAACGGCCCAAUAGCAGUCUGGCUCCAAUAGGUCAGCAGUUCUACAGUGGCCUGGGAUUCUCCUCUUCGCCUGGUCCAAUUGGCAUGCCCCUUCCUAGCCAAACUCCUAGUCACUCUUUGACACCACCUCCAUCCCUCUCAUCGCAUGGGUCUUCAUCCAGUCUUCAUCUUGGUGGACUGACAAAUGGCAGUGGUCGAUUCAUCUCUGCAGCACCUGGUGCUGAAGCUAAAAGUCGCAGUGGGAUUAGCUCAUCAAGUCUGUUCAGUUCAAGCAGCCAGCUGUUUCCUCCUUCACGUCUUCGCUACAGUAGAUCUGACAUCAUGCCUUCAGGUCGUAGCAGGCUGCUGGAAGACUUCAGAAACAACCGGUUCCCGAAUCUUCAACUACGUGACCUGGUUGGUCACAUAGUUGAAUUCUCCCAGGACCAACAUGGCUCCAGAUUCAUCCAGCAAAAAUUAGAGCGAGCCACUCCUGCUGAACGCCAGAUGGUUUUCAGUGAGAUCCUGCAAGCAGCAUAUCAGUUAAUGACUGAUGUAUUUGGAAAUUAUGUAAUACAAAAAUUCUUUGAGUUUGGAAGCUUGGAUCAGAAGCUAGCUUUAGCUCAGCGAAUUCGUGGCCAUGUUUUACCCUUGGCCCUACAGAUGUAUGGUUGUCGUGUUAUUCAGAAGGCAUUAGAAUCCAUAUCAGCAGACCAGCAGGUAAUUAAUGAUAUGGUAAAGGAGCUGGAUGGUCACGUUUUAAAAUGUGUUAAGGACCAAAAUGGAAACCACGUUGUUCAAAAGUGCAUCGAGUGUGUACAACCUCAGUCACUCCAGUUCAUUAUUGAUGCUUUUAAAGGACAGGUUUUUGUUUUGUCAACUCAUCCUUAUGGUUGUCGGGUUAUUCAGCGUAUUUUGGAGCACUGUACUCCUGAUCAGACUCUUCCAAUCCUGGAGGAAUUGCAUCAACACACCGAGCAGUUAGUGCAGGAUCAAUACGGAAAUUAUGUCAUCCAGCAUGUUUUGGAGCAUGGGCGCGCUGAAGAUAAGAGUAAGAUUGUUGCCGAGAUAAGGGGAAAGGUUCUUGCUCUAAGUCAGCAUAAAUUUGCCAGCAAUGUUGUUGAGAAGUGUGUCACCCAUGCCUCUCGUGCUGAACGUGCUUUAUUGAUUGAUGAGAUCUGCUGCCAGAAUGAUGGUCCCCAUAGUGCCUUAUACACGAUGAUGAAAGAUCAGUACGCCAACUAUGUCGUUCAGAAAAUGAUUGAUGUAGCAGAACCUGCACAGCGUAAAAUUAUUAUGCAUAAGAUUCGACCUCACAUUACAACCCUGCGGAAAUACACUUAUGGAAAACAUAUCUUAGCCAAACUGGAAAAGUAUUACAUGAAGAACAGCACUGAUCUGGGGCCAAUUGGAGGACCACCAAAUGGAAUGUUGUAAAUUAAUUGAUGUGCACAGAAAAACUGUUGAAAGCUAUUUUGCUUAAAUAUUGGUUGUGCCAGAUCAGAUAGACUUCAAACACAACUUAACUUUUAAUUAUUGCAAACUGUCUUUUUCAUUAAUUAUGAAUUGUGUAUUUAACCAAAUAACUCUACUUCCACAAAUAAAUAUGUCCCAAGUUUGUACGCAUUUUGUUUCUCCUUAAAGUACCUUUGCUGGAAGUUUAUUUGAAAAUCAGUAGCAAAAUAUAGAAUAUAUGACUUUAAUGUAAUAUUAUCAAACUAAUUUGUGUUUUGUAAAUUAAAUCUUGGAAAGAGCAAAAUGUUUUUAGUCUGUAAAUUAAUCACUCUGAUAGUUUUAAGUAGUUGUGCAUAUCAAAGUUCUCAGGUCCAGUAGAUUUAAACUUUGAGGAGAAGCUGCUUGAAUUACCACAUUAAACAAUGUUUGUUAUUUAAUUAAAGUUAAGUUGUGUUUCAGCAAAUUAUUUUUUGCAACAGUAUUGAAAUAGCACAACAGUUAUGGUCUGUUAAAAUUGUAAUUCAGGGAAGGUUUAAAUGACAGGCUGAUGUGUAAUGUAACUCCAGAUGUUUACUUGGACAUGUCAAUACUCAAUAGGUUUUAUUUUUUGAAUGAAACACUGCCCCGAUUUUCUAUUUCAGUGCUGUAUAGAAGUGUUGUACAUACAUAUGUAUUUAACUAUUGUACAAGGGGACAGUAAGGAAUCAUGAUGGUACACAUACCUAAAUAUACAAAUUGUCUGAAAAGUUUUUUUUUGCUAGAUUUGGCUUUUCAGUCUAUUUUGCAAAGAGUUGAGGGGAAUUUGUAUUUUUGCAUACCUAAAUUAAGAACGUUUAUGAAGGUGUGGUGUUUAUAGUUUUACUUUCUCGAUUUAAGAAUUUGGCGAUCUUGAGCAGAUUUGAAUAUUAAGGGGCCAUUGAAGAAUAAGCUUGAUAGCUCACCAUUACGCAUGCAAAAUUAAUUAAGUAGACUUUGUUUUGCUAUAAAUAUGUAGUGUAUACGUGUAGACUUUGCAAUUUAUAGGUGUAAGUUUACAGUUUGAAAAAUUAAGAUUUAUUGUUUGUGUUUAAUUACAUGCUUGACUAACUUAGUAAUGCAUAGUUUGGUUGUACAGUUGUACAUUUGUAAACCUGAUGCUGUAAAUGUUAAAAUGUCUUUUACCCUUCAGAAAAGUUUGCAUUUUAGUAUAUAUUCACUUACUCCUUUGCCCUAGCAUAGUGUUGUAUAAUGUAAAUUUCUUUUAAUCAAGAUUUUUUAAAAAUUGUAUCUUUAUAUGGCUUAAACAUUAAACUUGUCUUCUUUUAUCAGUUAGGGCAGUAGGUUCUGUUUAUAAGUGUAACUGUUGAAAUUCUGUUAAUAUGGUAAUUUUUGAAAACUUUACAGGUGUAACGUGCAAGUAAAAGUUGUUUGUAGUCAAAUUGAAAAGUUUGGACUAAAACAUGUAGUUACCAUGGAAACCAGAUGUUCUGUCCAUCUCUUAAAAGUGACAUGAUCUUUUUUGUACAGAAGAAUACUGUAUUUUGGAAUUGUUUUACCUAAAUGUACGUGGAAGUAUGUAUGAUAUUGUCAAUUUUUUCAUUUGAACAUAAGGUUGUAACACUACAAAUAGAUGAUGUACAUUUUACAGGAGGCCUUAUGUACAUUUCCUGAUGACAUUUGCAGGCAGAAUUGUAACCAUAUGUGUGUAAUUAACAGUUAUUUGUAUUCUUUUCCUCUGGAAAUAUUUUGAAAUAUGCUUUGUAUAUUCAGUUCCUGAAAGAUAAAAGAUUGUGCAUUGUAUUUUGAUCCUCGAAAGUCAGUAUUUUGUAUAAACAGAAUGGCUUGUGGAUUUGGAACAAUCUGAAAUUAUUUAUCUUGAGACCUUUGCACGUGAUGUCCUUAGCAUUGAAGAGAUAAAAGUUGUUUGUAUUAGGGCUGUGCAGUCAGAUUUUUUUUUAAAUGAACUAAAGCAUCAGUGAAUUUAAAUUAUUCAAUGCUAUAAAGCUUUCAUAUUUUGAGUAUUUUAUAUUAAUUUGUGCAGUUUUUUUCCCUGCUACAUCAUCUAGCUUUUUCAAUCUGAUAUUAAGUGGUACAGUGGCACUUGACUUGCCAUUUUUCAAAUUGUUUGGCAGUAUUUAUAUCUUCCAAGAACUGCAAAAAGUGUAUCAUCAGGAAAGAUCAUUUUGGCCAUGUUUGGCUGUUAACCUACUGUAUGCAUAAAGUCAGUAGGUUGGUUUUGGCACGGCCCUAGUUUCCAUGGCAACUGUUUAUUUGUUGUGUAAAGGAGGUCGCUUUGUGAGAUUGUACUCUGGUUUUAGCUUGAGAAGUGGAGUUUGGGUGAAAAUGCAGAUCAAGAAAUUUAAAAUUAGCAUUGAUAACAAAUGGAACAAAACCACUAGGUAUUUUACUGAUAUUUCCUGAAAUAUGAAUUGUUGCUGGACCAUUUUUAUCUUGUGUUUAAUCAGGUCUGCCACCUGACUCCUUGGCAAUUAAGAUGGAGUAAUGUUAUAUUCAUUUAUUUGUAUAUGCUGUAUACAAAAAGAAAAAAAAGUGUGAAUAACAUAUGAAAUAAACCUGUUGUGU
Molecule: messenger RNA, 6282 nt
Organism: Hemiscyllium ocellatum (epaulette shark)
Lineage: Eukaryota; Metazoa; Chordata; Chondrichthyes; Orectolobiformes; Hemiscylliidae
Product: pumilio homolog 2-like
Exons: 22
Coding region: 136-3702 (1188 amino acids)
Biological process (GO): miRNA processing; regulation of mRNA stability
Cellular component (GO): cytoplasm; cytosol
Molecular function (GO): mRNA 3'-UTR binding
Source: RefSeq, a predicted model, not a curated record